Messenger RNA from Klebsormidium nitens, 1878 nucleotides. The record is from the annotation of a GenBank genome assembly. NCBI's taxonomy places the organism in Eukaryota, Viridiplantae, Streptophyta, Klebsormidiophyceae, Klebsormidiales, Klebsormidiaceae.
AGUACCUAGUAGUAGGAGUCUAAUACUCGCCUUCCAUAAUACUAAAGCUACCUUGGUCCCUAGGCGAAAUGAGCAUGGGGGCAUGCUUCAGGUUGUAGGCUGGUGGCGGGUCUUGCUGUGAGCUAGUAUCAAGACAAUGCGUUCCGUUGUCAAUACAAAGGAAGCAGAGAAGGAACCGAGACCAAUCCAAGCCUCCUCAAAUCCUGUCAUCAUCGCUUGGGUGGUUUGAUCUUACCAGCUACCGUUGCACCUCACUCGCAUCCUAGACUGGCAAUGGCAAAGCCGGUGCUGAAAUGGGCCCUCUUAGUCACCUUAGCCGCUAUCGCAAUACCCACCUUCAUCUACAGAGACCGCACCAAGGCGGCGAUCGAUGGUGCGCACCACUGGGUAUCAAGCCUCGGGAUCUACGCCUACCCCAUCUGGGUGGUUCUCCACGCGCUCUUCAUUGUGUUGUGCUUCCCGGGGACCAUUGCGUUUGAGGGCGCGGCCGGGCUGCUCUUCGGCGUCGUGCGGGGAUCCGCUGCGGUGCUGGCUGCCAAGACGCUGGGGGCCGCCGUUGCGUUUUGGCUGGGGAAGACCCUUCUGCGUGAUCACGUGAAGGCAUAUGCCCACUCGUACCCCAAGUUCCAGGUUGUGGUCCACGGUGUCAGGCGUGACGGCUGGUGGUUCGUUCUGCUCGCACGCCUUUCCCCUAUACCUAGUUGGGUCAACAACUACGGCCUGGCCGCCGUCGAUGUGCCCUUCUUCCCUGACUAUAUCCUUGCGAGUUGCGUGGGAACGAUGCCCUUCAUCUUGCUCAACACGUACGCCGGCUACCUCGCCGAACAGGGCCUCUCGGCAACCGACCUGAAGAACAGCCAAUCGUGGGCCAAGUACGCCCUCCCGACGCUCGGCUUCGCGGCCGCCUUCGCACUCUUCUGGAAACUCACGACGUACGCAAAGCACUACCAGGAGACGCUGGAAGCGUCGCCGUCCGGAAACGAAAUUGAGGAUACCGCGAGCGAGGUCGUGUUCUUGAACGAGGACCAGUCGGUGGGGCCCGUCGGGGGGCUGCGGAGCCGGACGAAAGCGGGGGAGGAACUGACGUUCUCGGAGGAUCUGGGGCUGGUAGCGUCGCCGCUGAGGAAGGGGCGCGCCAGGAAGAAGGUCGACGGGGAGAAGAAGGCAGCGAAAGGGGAUGCGACCAAGGGCGAAGCAAUAGUUGAGGAGGUCGUCAAGGUGGAGAUGAAGGCGGUGAAAGUGGAGCCUGCUGACGAGAGGGAGCUGACGUCACCCAGGAGACGCGGCAGACCAAGAAAGAGCAUUGCCUCGCCGCCGCCAGCCAAGACGCCCUCGAAAGCUCCGGUGACAAGCCCGAUGACGUCACCAGGCAAGCGGCGACCCGGGAGGCCGAGAAAAUACGAAGACUUGGAGCUGUGAGUUGUGGCAAAACGUGGGAGUAGCGAAAUGUUGGAGUUGCAAACCCGUUAAAGUUGGUGGAGUAGGAGGUGUAUUAUCCCUAUCAUUUGUUUGUCAAAGAUUCAGGUAAAAAAGUGCAAAAGGUGGAUUAGCCAUGGGUAUUAGGUAUGCUGAGGAGUUGGCGUUUGAUUGUGAGAUUCCGAUCUGCGGUUUGCUUAUCAGAGAUGAGGAUAUUCAAGCAGGAAGGUGAGCCCGUUUCGGACCUGCUACCUGAAGGUUGGUUAUGUGUUGAAAGGACUUUGUUGACGCGUGGAGUUUUCAAAACUUGGUGCAUCAAUGCUGUGUGUACCUCGUAAGUAAGAAUCUGCAUACCUGAACAUGGAGAGACAAAGAAGCGCUUGAUUCCAAGUUUAAUCUCUUCAGUUUGGAGGGCAAGUUUGCAAGACGUUCCCUCGCUCCUUCACAAGUGUAUCCAUCGCA